Cylas formicarius (sweet potato weevil) is the source of this 2443-nucleotide messenger RNA. RefSeq lists its product as uncharacterized. Lineage: Eukaryota; Metazoa; Arthropoda; Insecta; Coleoptera; Brentidae. The record is from RefSeq and is a predicted model, not a curated record. The coding region runs from base 1 to 2205 and encodes 734 amino acids. The transcript has 10 exons.
AUGUCGAGCAACAUACAAACCCUAACAAAAUGGAUGCCCGCGAAAAUAGUAGACUACAGCGGAGCGUACGACAGUUGCAGGGAGCUACACUCGAAGGGUCUUCGGCUGAUUGAAAAAAUCUCGUACGUUCUAUCGAACGAAGACGAUAAAUUCGAUCCCAAAAUCAAGGAUAUAGCCGAAACGCUGCUCAAAGUCGAAGAGAAAUUCGCCGACUGCUUUCGGGCAUUGCAAAUUGAACGAGAGCACGUUUCCAUUACGAAAAAAUUUAAAUCGCUGCGCCACCUGGCGUGGAAAACGAAACAGAAGCUCUGCUACGUCCUCCGAGCGUUGAUAAACGAGCUCGCGACGCAGUUCGUCUUCUCGGAAGGAGGCGUUACGGUCGUCAUGCUGAGACUCGCGACAUCGUACAACAAUUUGUUGGCGAUGGAUGCGAAAUUCAACGUUCCGAGAAACGGAAACAGCGUGUGCAAAAACACGUGUCCUUACCUCCUGUUUCCGUUGAAGAAGUUUUCGGUGACGAGGUUCUUGCACGCGCUCGCCCGCAAAAGGGCGGAGCUUUGCUCGCACAAACUGAUCGACUGUCUCCUCGACACGUACAAGACGUACGACGGCUCGGACGACGACAGCGGCUCGGACAAUUCUAGCCUCGAAAUAUAUUUGGCGCUGACGAAACACAUGUCCCCUCCCGCGAAUGCCGAACCACCUGGCGAGAAAACGAUGAAAGACGACGCGGUAAGCGCCGCCGCCGAAAGCCGUGCCAGUUUCGCCAACAUCGACGAAAUAAUAAUGCACGAGGAUUCUAACGUCACCGAUUUAUUAAACGCGACGUUAGGCGUGUGUCCCGCGAUGUUAGGGCCGGACGGCAUCAAAAAAUCUAAGUCCACAGGGGAGUCGAAGGUAAGUAAGACAGCGGCACGCAAAGUCGCGGACUACUACCAGCGUAUUCUGUGGUCUGAGGUCGGCAGCCAUUUGGAACACGUCAUCUUAUGGUGGGCCCCAAGCCCUUUGGCCGCCCGACCGCCGCGAUCUAGCCAACACUUGCGAGAGUGGAUCAACCAGUUUAUACCCACAGCGGACAUGCCUCAGUCGGUUAUAUCGGCGCUGACGUGUCUGGCCGACGCUUUAGGAGUCCACGUUACGUCGACGCUCUGGGAUCACAGUUUCAGGCGGGCUUUGGUCGCGUCAAAAAAGGACUACGACGGCGUCACCGGUCAACUUUUCACGAACGUCAUGGAAGAGCUGGUGUGCUUGAGCAAUUUGUGCGAAGUGACGCCUGACUGGAUAGUGGGGGCCCCGUUGGACGAGCUUCCGCUCGUCGAACAAAUACCCGUGCUCCACAGACUAGACCACAGCGUACACACGGCCCGGUUGUGGGCUUUGAGAGAAUGCCGGAAGAGGGCGAACGGUUGGGACGUUCGCGCGUUUUUUAGCAUCACGCACAGGGACGUCGCGAACUGUCUGACGCAGUUGGGCGGCUUGAGGACGAACGAUCACGCUUUGGAGGUCGAAAAGGGGCAGCUGGGGGUACACGUGGAGGUGUGCACGUUGAUGAGGGCCAAGCUGGUGUCGGAAGUGAAGGAAAACGCGGCAAAAUUGAAGGACACUCCGAAUCAGUGCGUGGAGUGUCUGGCGUCGAUUUGCAAGACGAUAAACCUGGCCCACUUGAAAAUGAUAUUUCCUGGGAAGAGAUUCUGGAAAGGCGGAGGCGCGGUAGUGCCGGAAGCGCCUUGCGGUUACGUCAGAUCGUAUCUAGAGAAAAUGCUGAUCCCGGUGCUUAGGACGACCGCGGAUCAUCAGAUUUGCAACAUGGUGCUGACGCUGGUGUGCGAGUCCUGGCUCGAUCACAUCUACGCCAACAAGAUAAAGUUCUCGAGUUGCGGCGCGUGGCAGUUGCUGUGCGACUUCGCGUCCGUUUCCGCUUGGAUAGAAGAAUGUCCGGUUAUAGACCAAGCGACGAGGAGGACGCUGCUGAAGAACGAAGUGCUGAAAAGGUGUGAAGGCGUCGGAAAAUUGCUGCUCAGGAACCCCGGCGAACGCAUCAGGAUGAUCGACAAACAGUUGAGAAGGAAGUCGGUUUCAGACCACUCGUCGGAAGAGGAAAGCAAGGAACACAUGCCGGCUGAAAUGUACGUGCCGAAUCAGGAACAGUGGCUCGAAUUGCGUGCCGCGCGCAACAAAUUCACUUUUAACCCUCUCUGUUGUUAAUAAAGUGUCAUUUCAAAACCUUGUUUCGUUUCGACUGUUUCAUCCCCUAGACAAGAUAUUGGUCCGUUGCGGUGUUUAUUCGAACAGCGAUAGAAAAUAAUUGGUAACGUAAUUUCACAGACCUCUCGCGCAUGCCUCUACAUUUCACCCACUAACUUGCAAAUAGUGCCAUUUCUUCGUUUUUCUUUGUAAACAGCGAUUUCCACCUUUAACGAAACACACGCAUAUUUGAACAAAA